Messenger RNA from Xyrauchen texanus (razorback sucker), 3628 nucleotides. RefSeq names its product sphingosine-1-phosphate receptor 2 (gene s1pr2). The coding region runs from base 701 to 1813 and encodes 370 amino acids. The record is from RefSeq and is a predicted model, not a curated record. The transcript is spliced from 2 exons. NCBI's taxonomy places the organism in Eukaryota, Metazoa, Chordata, Actinopteri, Cypriniformes, Catostomidae. Gene Ontology annotation, biological process: sphingosine-1-phosphate receptor signaling pathway. Gene Ontology annotation, molecular function: sphingosine-1-phosphate receptor activity. Gene Ontology annotation, cellular component: membrane.
AAUAGUACCAUAAAUGUGAAUUUUCUUUUCUGAACAUAUUCAUUCAUUAAGAAGUGACAACAUCUUCUGGAGACCGUUUGCAAUUAUAUUUAUUUUGCAAUAAGUAUUUUUGGAGAAUAGGGGUAAAAUCAUCACCGUGGCACCCUGCUCUGAAGAGGGAAACAAAGCUCGCAUUUCCAUGCUGUGUAGAGAAGUGUGUGUGUGUGUGUGUGUGUUACGGGACUGUGUCGCCGCGCGCAGCUCGUGAAGCUCUUGUUAGCUCAGUGAGUUCGCGAGAGCAGGAACCACACACACAGCGUGUGGAAUUACCAUACAACACAUUAACUGACGCGUCUUGAAGCUUUCGAUGCAAGACUGAUUAUUCAUUGGCGUAUAUCACAGCCAUGGCUUCACUGUUGAUUCGAAUAUACACAGUAAUGGCCAUUGCUACACGAAAAUUUUGACUCCUUUAAAAAUCAGUUUCGGUUGCAACGGUUGGCUUUCCCGAAUCGGAACCCUUUCGAUUUGGAAUUACGGAGUCUCGUGAAAACCUUGUAAAUGAAGAUUAAAUACAGUGGCGCGCGUUUCAUCUCUCUGCCGGUCAUCGCACAUGGGGUGACACCAAGGAGCUUCCUGGGCCACUGAGACGUAACUUUGGGCCGGGCGUCUCAUUUCCUCUGCCCCUGCUGGCCCAGACAAGCUCGUAUAAGCUGCCUUCUGAAUGACUACUGGCUAUAAGGUUGCAGGGAUUUGCCAAACCGUCACCAUGAGCAAAUACUCCCAGUACUCCAACAAGACCCUUAUACAGGUCCACUAUCGUUUUGCUAAAGAAAUGACCAAGGAUGAAUUAAUUGAGCGCAUGAAGAAAAAAGAGAGCCUCGACUCCCUGAACCUUUUAUUUGUAAUCAUCUGCUGUAUCAUCAUCUUGGAAAAUCUCCUGGUGCUCAUUGCCGUGUUCCGCAAUAAGAAGUUCCAUUCAGCCAUGUUCUUCUUUAUCGGGAACUUGGCCUUCUCCGACCUACUAGCUGGGUCCGCUUAUAUUGCCAACAUCUUCCUGUCAGGGCCUCAGACAUUUCUUUUGACGCCUGUCCAGUGGUUCAUACGAGAGGGCACUGCUUUCAUUGCACUGGCUGCCUCAGUUUUCAGCCUGCUGGCUAUCGCCAUAGAGCGCUACAUAGCCAUCACCAAGGUCAAGGUCUACGGCUCCAACAAAACUUGCCGAAUGUUUCUUCUAAUUGGCGCUUGCUGGGUUAUGUCCAUCUUUGUGGGAUGUCUUCCCAUUAUUGGUUGGAACUGUAUCAAUAACCUAGUGGACUGCUCCGCUGUUCUGCCUCUCAACUCCAGAUACUACAUCCUGUUUGUUGUCACCAUCUUUAGCAUCAUCUUACUGUCCAUUGUGAUCCUUUAUGUUCGCAUCUACCUUAUUGUGCGGACCAGCCACCAAGAGGCCACCAAUUCUCCAGCUUACGCUCUCCUGAAGACGGUCACAAUUGUACUGGGUGUAUUCAUCGUCUGUUGGCUGCCUGCCUUCACCAUCCUUCUCCUGGACACUUCAUGCCAAAUGAAAGAAUGCCCUAUACUCAAUAAUGCCGCCAUCUUCUUCAGCAUAGCCACACUGAACUCUGCACUGAACCCAUUGAUAUAUACGAUGCGAAGUAAGGACAUGAGGAAGGAGUUCCUCAGAGUUCUGUGCUGCUGGGGGCUUCUCAAUUGUGGUAGACCUCCACACCGCUGCAUGGUCCCACUCAAGAGCUCAAGUUCACUGGAGCACUGCACCAACAAACAUGAACAUCAGUCGAUUCCCAUCAUGCAGGAUUGCACUACCUGUGUGUAAAGGUGUUUGAAGAUUGGAGAGGAGCAAAGCUGAAGAGAACUGAGAACUGGAGGCAAGACACAGAAGACAAACGUGUUCGGAGAACUUGUGGAUGAUUUAAGAAAAUAGAAUCACAAUCAUUGUGAUCACCCUUGUGUCCGAUGUUGCAUCUGUCCUAGCAAAGGUUGAUGACCAUCCCAGAACAAGACUCAUUUUGCAACUGUUUUUCCACCACAUUCUUUUUACAUUUUUAAUGUACUAAGACCAUGGAAAUACAUUCUUGUGCAAACAAUUGAAUUAAUUGUUUUAAUGCAUUUUAGCUCUUGGACAAUGAUUUUGCUUGGUAACACCAAUAAAAAAUGCAAUUUCCAUCUCUUAAUAAAUCAAAGUUGAAGAUAUUGCACUUUGCAAUCUUCUAGACAGUUUGGGAUUGUAUAUGCUGACCAAUCUAUCAGAAGUCGCAUACAACAUGUAACCUACAAAUUAUAUCCCCAUGUAGGCUACCAUUUCCAUGGUUCAGAAAAAGCUGGACAGUUUGACAUGUAAGGAUCAACAAUGUAAUCCAUGUUAGCCAAACCACCAUGCAUGCUUGCAAAACCUCUUCUAAUGGAAUUAUCGAAUUGCUUUAAUAUACUGUACAUAAUGGCCUUUAAUUACAGACACAAAGUAUUCCGCUUUAUUGUAUUACAUGAAAGUCUAACCUGUGUAAAAUCUAAUAUGUAUUUCAAACUUAUGCAACAUUUUCAAUGUUACACCAUUUGGUCCAUCUCUUGGUCUCCUAAGCUCACUGUUCCUUACGGUUUAAAUUUUCUUUUCCUUGGCAUGCUUAAUGUUUCCUAAGAGGAAAACAACAAUCAGUAAUUGAAUACUGAAUUCUUCAAAUGAUCUUGAAAUAAAAUGUUUUUCGGCAGGUGUAAACACCAGGCCUGUUGGAAUGACAAUGUUGUAGCAUCCCUGCAGCUGCAUGUGCUUUAUAUUUUGUGCCCUCUUGACAAACAAAACUGAACAUAAGAAUGAAGUGUUAAGAGCAAAAUUUCGCUGAUCGACAGUAUUACCAAACAUCAUUCUUUUUGUGUUGUAUUGAGCAUUCAGCAAUAAGAAAUGGCCCUCUCACUGUUAAGUCUUAAUUAUGUUUAAGAUUCAUUAAAAAUUAAGAUAUAGCCUAGCCAUUGAUUAGACCGAAAACUCUGAGAUUUGAACACAUUGAGCAUGCCUUUCUUUCUUAAAGGCCUGUUCAUUUUGAGACAUGGAUGUACUGCAGUGUUUUUAUGGGUUACAAGUUAUUCACAGUCCUCUGAAAAUCUAAAAACGUAAGCUUCCUGCAACCACAGGAAGUCCGGUGUUUUCAUUUGCUUCUUCCUGUUGUUAAAAAUUUACCUUAAUAUAUCACAUUUGUCUUCAACCAAACACAUCGUACCCAUUCACUGGUUGAUCCUAAUAUAUUUUCGUUUCCUCUGUUGAUCAAUUCAUUUCAACAGAGAAAGCACUUUGGCAGCUCUUCCAAUACUGGCCUAAUGUAUCUUUUCCCCCACUAUUUUUUAAUUUGCAUGAAGACAUAUUCAAGUCUGUGUGAGCAUCGCUAUCACUCCGUUCAAUGUAAAACAUUGCCUACCCUGUGGACCAAUGUUUAUUUUUUGUAUUAUGAAUGUAUGAAAGUAUGUAUCUAUGUACAGUGUAUGUCUGUAAUGUGUAUAUGAAUAGAAUGUCUUGUGUGCAAUAGCCUUGUUUAGUUGCAAGCUACCUGUGCUAAAUCGGUACAAUCUCAAACACUAAUGUAGGUACAUAAACAUUAGUUAAUUCCAUAUAUAUAUAUAUAUAUAUAUAUAUAUAUAUAUA